ACGGCAGAAGAAGAAAAAAGUGAACAUAGCACUCGUUUUAUUUUUUUCACAGGUGCCCAAGGUGCCAAGCCUUACAAAGCACCAGAUGUCCUAAUGAUUCCAAAAAAAUCCAGGCCAACGCCCCAUUGUACAGAUGAGCAAACUGAGGCUGGGAGGCAACCAGUCGUGGGCUUUGUGGCUUCGGGCAAGCCCCGCCCCCUUUCCGGACCUCAGCCGUAAAAAGAGAGGGUGGAGCUAGAUGAGAGAGGCGGCCCCUACAGUCGCGUUUUGGGAAGAGAAGGGGAGCCAGAGGGUUGAUCUCGACGAUCUUUGCUAAUCAGGGGAGGAGGGUGAGGGGGUAAGGGCCCCCCGCUCCCGCAGAUAAGAGCGCAGUGACGUCAGGACGCUGACGCUCCAGCAGAAAGGGCCUCCCCUUCCCACCUCCCCACCGCCUCCCGACUCGUGUCGGUGAUUGGCACGUAACGGGGCGGGGCCUAUGGUUACGCCCCCGGCCGGCGGCUCCAAAAGGAGGCUAGUCACGUGACGGCUCCGCGGCCGUGGCAGUUGCUGUCAGCUGAUCCCUUGGGCUCGGAGGUGUGGCAGCGGCGACCAUGGAUUUUCUCCUAGGGAACCCGUUCAGCUCUCCUGUGGGACAGCGCAUCGAGCGAGCCACCGAUGGAUCCCUGCAGAGCGAGGACUGGUCCCUCAACAUGGAGAUCUGUGACAUCAUCAACGAGACAGAGGAGGGCCCCAAAGAUGCCCUACGUGCCCUGAAGAAGAGGAUCGUGGGAAAUAAAAACUUCCACGAGGUGAUGCUGGCGCUCACGGUCCUGGAAACCUGCGUUAAAAACUGUGGCCACCGCUUCCACGUCCUGGUGGCCGGCCAGGACUUCGUGGAAGGGGUCCUGGUGAGGACCAUCUUGCCAAAGAACAACCCCCCCACCACCGUCAGCGACAAGGUGCUGAUGCUCAUCCAGUCCUGGGCAGACGCCUUCCGAAGCUCACCCGACCUGACGGGAGUCGUGGCUGUCUAUGAAGAUCUCCGGAGGAAGGGCCUGGAGUUUCCCAUGACGGACCUGGACAUGCUGUCCCCCAUCCACACACCCCAGAGGUCCGUGUACGGCUCCGAGUCCCCACCAGGACAGAAUUCAUCAGUUCCGCAGUCUGCCCAGCGCACAAACUCCCAACAGCAAGCCGCGCCCCUGCCGAACGUGCCGUCCGCCCCCGACGACGUGCCUGUGACGCCAACGCCGGAGCAGAUUGGGAAACUCCGCAGUGAGCUGGAGGUGGUGAAUGGGAAUGUGAAGGUGAUGUCGGAGAUGCUAACCGAGCUGGUCCCCGGGCAGGCCGAACCCUCGGACCUGGAGCUGCUUCAGGAGCUGAACCGGACGUGCCGAGCCAUGCAGCAGCGAGUCCUCGAGCUCAUCCCCCGGGUCCUCAACGAGCAGCUGACCGAGGAGCUCCUGCUCGUCAACGACAACCUCAACAACGUCUUCCUGCGUCACGAACGGUUUGAGCGGUUCCGAACGGGCCAGCACAACAAGGUUCCAAGCGAGGCGGAGCCAGCGGCCAACCUGAUCGACCUGGGCGCCGGUUCUGCCCCCGCGGGGCACCCGCCCGGAGCCCCCAGCGCCCUCUCCUCCCAGCUCGCCGGCAUGAACCUGGGCGCCGGCAGCGUCAGCGCCGCCCUGCAGUCCCUGGACACCGCGGGAAAGCUGGAAGACGAGUUUGACAUGUUUGCCCUGACCCGGGGGAGCUCGCUGGCGGACCAGCGCAAGGAAGUCAAGUAUGAAGCCCCCCAGGCCAAGGACGGGCUGGCAGGAGCCCUGGAUGCCCGGCAGCAGAGCACCGGCGCGAUGGAAGGCGGCGGAGCGGAGGCCCUCAGCACCUGGAUGGCGAGCCAGGGAAUGAUCCCGGUCACUCAGGCCUCCCUCAUGGAGGACAUCGAGCAGUGGCUUUCCACCGACGUGGGAAACGAAGGAGAGGAUUCCAAAGGCGUCACCAGCGAAGGUAAAUUUGACAAGUUCCUGGAAGAACGGGCCAAGGCUGCCGAGAGGCUCCCCACGCUCCCCAGCCCCCCGGAGGGGGCACCCGGCUCCGCCGCCCAGAAGAAGAAGGACCAAGACAGCGACUCCCUCUUUGCCUUGUGAGCCGCGGGUCCGAGGGCACCGGAGGCCCCUCUCCUUUGGCCUGCUGGGCCGGACGGGGAGGACCCCGGGGCCUGCGUUUCGGCUGCUUUGGGGCGGCGCGUUAGCUUCUAUCCCAGGGGUCGCUUGGGCCGGGCGGGGCCUCUGCAGAGAGGACGUCGUCCGCGUGGAGGGGCCGCGCGCCCGGGGCCGCCUCCUCCUCCCGCCCACUCCGAGCGCCGCCUCUGCCGCUGCUCCCCCAGUCUCCGCCUCUAGGCUGACCACCUCCUCUCUCAGGGCAACUCGUCCAUGUACCUCUCUCCAGGGCGGCCUCUGCCCCCGCCCUUAGUUUGAGUUCUCGAUCCUCUGAGGACCCCCCCCCCCAAGCUCCCCCGUCCGGUUUGUGACCCUUCCCCGACAUCCGGCCCUUGGACAAUCAGCCCCCCCUUUCCGCCGGCCCCCCAGGAUGCUGCACACGGUCCCCAUCCGUCCCUUCCCAGGCCGGCCCCGGGCCUCCCACCCACAGAAUGAGGGGCCCACGUGGGCCCUUUCUCGCUGCACAAAGUUCAGGUACCAGAGGACGGUGAGAGCGGAGGCUCCGCCAGCACUGGGGACCCCCACAAAGCAAGCGCACUUUCAGGGGGAGCCUGGGCUCCCCCCGGCCCCCCGGGCCAGGUCUGUGCCUUAGAGCUCCCCACUCAUGUCCCCCCUCCCGCCCACCCGCAUCCCCUCCUCCCGGGGAGUAAGAGUUAGUACCAGGGGGAGGCCCGACAGCCGGGCAGCCUCUUCAGCAACUGAGAACCCGCACAGGGGUCCGUGCAAUGGGAGAUUGGCCUUUUGUAUAUCACACAUUAAAGAUGGAAAAGCAA
Molecule: messenger RNA, 2974 nt
Organism: Antechinus flavipes (yellow-footed antechinus)
Lineage: Eukaryota; Metazoa; Chordata; Mammalia; Dasyuromorphia; Dasyuridae
Gene: TOM1
Product: target of myb1 membrane trafficking protein
Exons: 16
Coding region: 591-2129 (512 amino acids)
Biological process (GO): signal transduction
Cellular component (GO): endosome; membrane
Molecular function (GO): phosphatidylinositol binding; clathrin binding; ubiquitin binding
Source: RefSeq, a predicted model, not a curated record